AUGGACAGCGGUGCGGAUUAUGGCUGGUGGGGUUUCGGCUCCCUUGCAAGGGUUUUCUUUGUGAACGAGCAGGCCUGUACCAUCCUGUGCCCCAUCCCACACGCAUUGGCCGACCAUCCAGCUCACCAAUUCCCUCUUCUCAUCAUUCACCGCCAAUGCCCCAAUCAGGGAGGCACGGUUGUCAAUGCAGAGUACAGCGUCGUCGCUGAUGUCCUCAUCAGGGACGAGAUCAUAGUGGCCGUCAAGCCCAACAUACAGCUGACGGGAGGAAUGCAGGUGCUGGAUGCCACUGGGAAGCUGGUCAUGCCGGGGGGCAUCGAUCCUCACACACAUCUGGACAUGCCAUUCAUGGGCCAAGUCUCCUGCGACGACUUUGCUAGUGGCCAGCGAGCUGCGUUGGCGGGGGGCACCACCAUGCACAUCGACUUUGUGCUGCCUGUGGAGCACGACCUGCUGGCGGGCCUGGAGGCCUGGCGUAAGAAAGCACGGCACGGGGUCAUGGACUAUGGCUUCCACAUGGCCGUCACCUCCUGGUCCAACAAGGUGUCCCGCGACAUGGCGACCGUGGCCGCCCAGGGCAUAAACUCCUUCAAGUUCUUCAUGGCCUACAAGGGCUCCUUCAUGGUGGAGGACGACGCGCUCCUGCGCGGCAUGGAGCGCUGCGCCGCGCUGGGCGCGCUGGCCCAGGUGCACGCCGAGAACGGUGCGGCGGUGGCCUGGGGCCAGGAGCGCGUGGCGGCGCGCGGCGUCACUGCGCCGCACGGCCAUGCGCUUUCCCGCCCCGCCGCGCUCGAGGACGAGGCCACGGGCAGAGCCAUCCGGCUGGCCGGGCUGGCGGGGGCCCGCCUGUACGUCGUGCACGUCAUGUCGGGGGGCGCCGCCGACGAGAUUGCGGCCGCCAGGCGCCACGGCCAGCGGGUGGUGGGCGAGACGGUUAUCUCCGCCUUGGCGCUGACAGAGGACAGCAUGUGGGACUCCAACUUCACGGUGGCCGCCGCCCAUGUCAUGAGCCCCCCCAUCCGCUCCACGGCGCACAGGGCGUCGGUGCGCCAGGCGCUGGCAGGCGGCGUGCUCCAGAUUGUGGGCACGGAUCACGCGGUGUUCAACUCGACGCAAAAGGCGGCUGGGAAGGAAGACUUCCGCGCCAUCCCCAAUGGCGUCAACGGCAUUGAGGAGAGGUUGCAUGUGGUGUGGGAGACGAUGGUGAACAGCGGUGCCUCCACCCCCAGCGACUUUGUGCGGGCCACCUCCACCGCCGCGGCCCGGGCCUUCAACAUCUACCCGCGCAAGGGGAGCGUGGCGCCGGGGUCUGACGCCGACGUCAUCGUGCUCGACCCCAGCGUGCGCCACGUCAUCAGCGCGGCCACCCAUCACUCCGCGGUGGAUGUCAACGUGUACGAGGGCAUGGAAGUCACCGGGAAGGUGGUGCUCACACUGAGCCGAGGCCGCCUCGUCUGGGACGGCACCAACCUUAAUGUGACUGCCGGCUCUGGCCGCUUCAUCCCUAUGCCCCUCUUCCAGAGCUCCCGGCCUGACGACUUGGGCGCCGUCGUCCCGGGAACCGCACCCACCUGCCCCUCUGGGCACAGGGUCAAGCAUGCUGACACCCAGAGGGUGGCGACUCUGACCUACGCAUAG
Messenger RNA from Auxenochlorella protothecoides, 1638 nucleotides. Its product is annotated as Dihydropyrimidinase. The record is from RefSeq and is a predicted model, not a curated record. Gene Ontology annotation, cellular component: cytosol; cytoplasm. Gene Ontology annotation, biological process: pyrimidine nucleobase catabolic process. The transcript is spliced from 8 exons. Bases 1 to 1638 code for a protein of 545 amino acids. Lineage: Eukaryota; Viridiplantae; Chlorophyta; Trebouxiophyceae; Chlorellales; Chlorellaceae. Gene Ontology annotation, molecular function: dihydropyrimidinase activity.